GAACAAUCUACACGCUUCUGUCUCAAUCCGUUCAUUAAAUGGGGGCCCAGCUAGUCAUAUCUAUAUUUACGUGCAUAUGGAUUACUUAUGCUGCCGGGUUUUUUAUGUGUGUGAUGAAAUAAUUCUGCGAAAGCGAAACUGAAAUAAGAUCCCCGCUGGUGCGUGUGCACGUUAACUCAGCUGAGUUGAGUGACAAGAUCUUUUGUCGUCUACAGUCUACAACAACCAGAUAGCCAUUCUCCCACAAGGGUGGAGUGAGGAAAAUUCUCGUGUUGCGUGCCUUUCCAAAGGACAAAAAACGUCGGAUCCCUGACGACAGGCGUGUGGGAUCCACGACCUUUUUUUCUUUCAGGCAUCGUCAUAGUGAAACCAGGCGCUCACAAAAAUGACGAAAUCGAAGAAACAGGGUCCUGUUGUGGCAAUGCAGGCUGACGAGAGUGCUUCUGAGACGUGGAGAAAGGAAGCACAGUCUUUUGUGGAGGUGGAGUUGGCAUCUGUGAAACCGAACGGGACCAAAGUCAUUCACAAUACGUCUUUCGGACUGGACAUUCUAAUUGGAGGCCUGAAGAAGGAUGUGGAGAAAUAUGUUGAAGGAGUGGGGAAGACUCAAAUAUGGUCUCAUAACUCGAUGAUUCUGAAAGAUGACAGCACCCUUACUGACUACGUCGAUGAUUCUCAUAUCGAGGGGAAAAGACCGUUCAAAGUCAAGGUUUUUAUCAAAUGACGCGUGAUCUGAGCGCCGGGGAAUGAUGGAGCCAUGGAGUGGCCCGCCCCCCCCACUGUCUUACAUGGUUUUGAAGCAAACGGCUCUCUCUAUUGCACGUUUUCUCUCAGUUUCUCUCUGUAGAAGACUGUCAUGAGUUGACCCUCUGUGUGUGCUUAAUGCGUCGCUUUGCCGGACUGUUGAUGUGUACAUUUUGUUUUUUGACAUUUCGUUAAAUUUUUUUCUCCUUCAGUUCCACCCUUGUUUUCUCUCUAACAAUUCAUUCAUUUGCAUGUGGCCUUUU
Molecule: messenger RNA, 1007 nt
Organism: Aplysia californica (California sea hare)
Lineage: Eukaryota; Metazoa; Mollusca; Gastropoda; Aplysiida; Aplysiidae
Exons: 5
Coding region: 386-724 (112 amino acids)
Source: RefSeq, a predicted model, not a curated record